AUGGCAAAUAAAUUUUGUUUUGAAGCCUUAGAUAGGACCUUGCGAGAUAUCCUUCGAUUAAAAUAUGAAAACAGCGCAGACAAACCAUUUGGAGGCCUUACAAUGGUAUUUGGUGGUGAUUUUCGUCAAAUACUACCGGUGAUUCCAAAAGGAACACGAGCUGAUAUUUUAGAUGCAUCACUCAACUCUUCAUAUUUGUGGACAUUCUUUAAAAUUUAUGAGCUGAAACAAAAUAUGCGACUUUGUUGUGGAAGAGUAUCUGAUUCUGAAGCCGCUGAAGUUAUUACUUUCGACAAAUGGUUGUUACAAAUUGGGGAUGGAUCCUUUUAUAGUGAUGUUUACAAUGACCUUAUUAAAGUGCCUACUGAUAUAUGUAUAAUGCCAUCCAAUGAUCCAAUCGGAUCAAUCGUCGACGCAGUUUACCCGUCCCUCUUGCAGAAGUACAAUGACCCAACAUAUUUGCAAGAAAGAGCAAUACUUACUCCUAAAAAUGAAAUGGUCCAUGAAUUGAAUGAUACAAUUAUGAAAAUGAUUCAAGGUGAAGGAAGAACAUAUUUUAGCUCUGACAAUGUGUGUAAAGCAAGCGUGAACACUAAUGAUGAAGAUCUAUUGUACCCAACGGAAUUUUUAAAUAGCUUAAGAUUUCCUGGAAUUCCUAAUCAUGAAGUACAGUUAAAAGUAGGAACUCCAGUUAUGCUUCUGAGGAAUCUAAAUCAAAGUGAAGGACUAUGCAACGGAACAAGAUUGAUUGUCACACAUCUUGGUAACUGGUCUAUUAGUGCAAAUAUCAUCUCCGGAAAAAACAUUGGCUCGAAAGUCUCUCGUCUUGAUGGCACUUCAAUAAUAGGAGCUGAAUUGAUCAAUUUUUGA
Messenger RNA from Solanum lycopersicum (tomato), 870 nucleotides. The record is from RefSeq and is a predicted model, not a curated record. NCBI's taxonomy places the organism in Eukaryota, Viridiplantae, Streptophyta, Magnoliopsida, Solanales, Solanaceae.